Molecule: messenger RNA, 2907 nt
Organism: Chanos chanos (milkfish)
Lineage: Eukaryota; Metazoa; Chordata; Actinopteri; Gonorynchiformes; Chanidae
Gene: adam12b
Product: ADAM metallopeptidase domain 12b
Exons: 23
Coding region: 1-2907 (968 amino acids)
Biological process (GO): proteolysis
Molecular function (GO): metalloendopeptidase activity
Source: RefSeq, a predicted model, not a curated record
AUGACCAACCGACGGCGUCUGGAGAACUUUGCGUUUUUGACUGCGCUUUACGCGGUCGCGUCGCUAAGUGUAGGAAUUGACAGUGACAGUUUCAUUCACAACUUUUCAGAAGAGAGACGGCUGAAAAGUGUACUCACUGAACUGGGGCACUAUGAGUUGAUGGUGCCACUAGUGCUAGAGGAGGGAGAGAGUCAACCAGUCAGCUGCCUCCGAUCCAUGGGCCCACCCACAUCUCUACAGUUACUGAUAGAGGCAGAAGGAGAGCAUCUGAUCCUGACACUGGAGAAAAACGAGGGUUUGUUUGCCAGCCAUUACACAGAAACACACUACAAGGAGAAUGGAAGUGUUGUGACUGGCACGCACAAAGCUACGACAAACUGCUAUUACCAUGGCACUGUGCAAGGACACACCCACUCUGAUGUCAGCCUCAGCACAUGUGCUGGUCUCAGGGGCUUCAUCUCCCUUGACAACAAGACACUGAUGCUGGAGCCAGCAUUUGAGCCAGAUAACGGCACGCAUGUGAUUUAUCGGGGAGAGAACCUGCAGCUAAACCGUGGCACCUGUGGACAUGGACACAACACAACAGCCAUCACCUCAAGCAAUGCAGGAGGGCCCCUUCAGUUUUUCACCUCAAGGCAUAAAAGACAUGCACAGAAGACUACUAAGUAUGUGGAGCUGAUCAUUGUUGCAGACAACAGAGAGUUUCAGAAACAAGGGAAAGACGUGGAAAAGGUCAAGCAGCGACUGGCAGAAAUCGCCAAUUAUGUGGACAAGUUUUACAGAGCGCUGAACAUCCGUGUGGCGUUGGUGGGUUUAGAGGUGUGGAGUGACUCAGAUAAGUGUGCCGUCACACAGGACCCUUUCACUACACUGCACGAGUUCCUGGACUGGAGAAAACUCAAACUACUGCCUCAGAGACCUCAUGAUAACGCUCAGCUAAUCAGUGGGGUUUACUUCCAGGGCACCACCAUUGGCAUGGCGCCCAUCAUGAGCAUGUGCACUGUGGAACAGUCUGGUGGUAUUGUCAUGGACCACUCAGAUAACCCACUGGGAGCAGCUGUGACCCUGGCCCAUGAGCUGGGACACAAUUUUGGGAUGAAUCACGACACGCCGGAGCGUGGGUGCGGCUGUAGGAUGACAGUUGACAGGGGAGGAUGCAUUAUGACUCCUUCCACAGGGUAUCCUUUCCCUACUGUUUUCAGUACCUGCAGUAAGAAGGAUUUGGCAGCCAGUCUGGAGAAAGGAGUGGGCAUGUGUUUGUUCAACAUGCCAGAGGUCAAAGUACUCUACGGGGGGCAGAAAUGUGGCAAUGGAUACAUCGAGGAGGGAGAAGAGUGUGACUGUGGAGAACCAGAGGAGUGUAUGAACCCUUGUUGUAACGCUACAACCUGCAGCCUUAAAGGAGAUGCAGUCUGUGCCCAUGGACAGUGCUGUGAAGACUGUAAGCUGAAGCCAGCAGGCACUCCCUGCCGUGAGUCCAGUAACUCCUGUGAUCUUCCUGAGUUCUGCACCGGUGCCAGCCCGCACUGCCCCGCCAACGUUUACCUGCACGACGGGCACACCUGCCAGAACGUGGACGGCUACUGCUACAAUGGCAUAUGCCAGACGCACGAGCAACAGUGCAUCACUCUCUGGGGACAAGGAGCCAAGCCUGCCCCGGGGAUUUGCUUUGAGAGGGUGAACUCUGCAGGAGAUCCCUAUGGGAACUGUGGGAAGGAUUCCAAAGGCUCCUUUGCCAAAUGUGAAGCACGGGAUGCUAAAUGCGGCAAAAUUCAGUGCCAAGGAGGUGCUAACAGGCCAGUGAUUGGGACAAACGCGGUUUCCAUAGAAACAAACAUCCCUUUACCUGAGGGGGGUCGUAUCCUGUGCAGAGGGACGCAUGUGUACCUGGGAGACGACAUGCCUGACCCAGGGCUGGUGUUGGCCGGCACUAAGUGUGGACAAGGAAUGUUAUGUUUGAACAGGCAAUGUCAGAACGUUAGUGUGUUUGGAGUACACGAGUGCUCUAGGAAGUGCCAUGGAAGAGGGGUGUGUAACAAUAAAAAGAACUGUCACUGUGAAGCUCACUGGGCGCCCCCGUUCUGUGAGAGGUCGGGAUUUGGGGGCAGUGUGGAUAGUGGGCCAAUGAGACUUGCAGACGUGCAUGUGUGUGUAUUAAUGUGCGUGUUGUCGUAUGUGACGUCAGCUGACAGCAGGGCUGUCGUCGUGGGGAUCGUUAUCUCCCUCUUGCUCCUCCUGGCGGCUGGAGCAGUCGUUUGUCUGAAGAAAAAGACCCUAGUGCAGCUGCUCUUCACCCAGAAAAAGAGCACCAUCCAAAAGCUCAGGUCAGUUGGCCGAAGCAGAUCACCUAGCCUGCCGCAAACACACUCAGUUUUCAGGGUCUCUCCCCAACACAAGCCCCCAUCUAAACCACUCAGCUCCAGUAUCUAUAAGCCAUCUCAUCUUAUCUCAGAGCCUCUCCUGCCUCCUCAUAACCUCCACUCCCACAGUCUGCGUCGUCUGCCCCAGUGUCAGCCACUGCAAAUCAGCCAUCCCAUGCCAGUCUCUCUGGGCAUGGGCAUGAGCACAGGGCAAGACCAUCCACCCCCAGUUCCUCCACACCGAGCACCCCCUACGCAAACGCGCUCUCCAGUCAGAGCGGCACCGUUCCACACACUCCCACGCCAGCAGCUGCCCAGUCCAACCGAGAAGGACCAUGACAGGCCAAGUCCACCUCAGAAGCCACUACCUGCAGACCCACUGGUCAAACCCUCUCGGCUGGCCCGUAGCACUUCUGCGGUUGGGAUUCGGAUCCCCGGCCCUGGCCCCCUCGCCAUCCCAAUUCCCACAGUUCCACGCCCCCUACCUACCAUACCACAGCCCAGCAGGUCACCUCCACGACUCCCACAGCCUAUGUACGAUCGCUGA